AUGGUUGUAAUAAAAUGGGAAUUCGCGUUGUUAUUAAUUUAUUUUCAUGAGUGUCAUUGCCAAAGAAGAAUAAUUGAUGGUUCUAUCGUAACAUCUGACAAACCUUAUGUGGUAUAUCUAGUAAGAGCCACAAUGUCAGAUCGAAGGUAUGAUUCUUGGAUUUGUGGCGGCGCUCUGGUCACCAAAGAGUUUAUCAUAACGUCAGCAGCUUGCGUUGAAGAUGUCAAAUACAUGUAUGCUAUAGCUGGAUACGACACAUAUGUUAACGACAAGUUUAUACCUUUCAACGACUGCACCAAAACUAUGAGGAAAAGAAUCGUUUAUACGUGCGUCCCCGUGAGCUACGAAUUUUCCUACGACGAAUUAGAAAAGUGGUCUUACAUAGACAUAGCAUUGGUUAAAGUGGAAUCGCCUUACAAUUUAGAAGAUGCUAGGUUCCAAGUAAUGUGCUCCUAUGUACCGCAAAUAAUCACUAUAAAUUUUGAUGUUAAACGUCAAGCGCCAAAUACUGAUGCUAUUGUGAUGGGGUGGGGACAUAAGCAAUAUUGGCGAAAGCGAAGUGAUAAAAUGAAUUACAACCAAAAGUCUCUUCACUACACCCCAGUAUCGUUAAUGGAGAAAGAAGAAUGUAAAGCUGCUUAUACAAGCUAUCCUGAAGUGUUAAAAACUAUAGAUAAAUAUAUGAUAUGUUCAAUGCUGCCCGGUAACCUAAAUGAUGAGGGGACACCCAUUGAGACAAAACCCUCCUUAGCUGAUGGUUGUGUUACGUCUAAACAAAGGUUGAGUGGUGCUGCUGGACCUUCUUGUGAAGUUGAAGUCGUUGAAGAGGAAUAUCCAAUGGAAAAUAAUCCUGUUGUAUUAGAAGUAGAUCCUGGAAAAGAUGCCACACGCAGACAGACUAGCUUAAAUGAAACAAAUGAUCAUGGUUUCACAAACCAAACCCAUUAUAAUAAUGGAACUAAUUUCGAAGAUGGAAAUGAUGAGAGUGAUGAAGUGAACGGAAGAAGAAAUGGCAUUUGUCAAAAUGACCAUGGCGGACCACUUGUCACUUGGGUCGGGAGGAGAGAGGUUCUGAUUGGCAUCGCUUCUGUGUUUAAAAUAACUGCAGAUAAUGAAUGCGUUGGACCUUUCCUAUAUACCAGCACAAUGUGUAACGGCGCAUUUAUAGAUUGUGUUUUGAAUGAAAAGGCAAGAGGUAAAAAUAAUGCACCCGUUCAAAAUCUGAGUCACGUCCCUCGAGAACUUUGUGACAGUCCUGCCAGCGUAAAGGGUUUUGAUAUAAUUGAAUCCUAUGUUUCAUGGAGGGAUCAUCCGGAUGGGCCUGCAGAAAAUGAACUCGGACGAAAAAAGAAAAGAGUUGAUAAGUAUGCUACACGUAAUAAUACGGCCAAGAAUAAACGUCUUGAUCCCAGCAAUCCAUUAAGCGACAGAUUUAAACCAAAGAUAGGCUUUCCAAUAAUAAAAAAACGACCACCUAAACAUAAACCAGAAAAAAAAGCAGGAACUGAACCACACACAGAUAGGCUUGAUAUUAGAAUUGGGCCUCCUCCACUAUUAAGUGAUAAGAAUAAACCAAAACCUAAAUUAGACAGUGAAGGGAGCAUGGCAGCUCAAAAUGAUGAAUUUUUGAAAUCAGCUCAAAAUGCUGAAUUUGUAAAUCCAGCUCAAAAUGAUGAAUUUCUGAAAUCAGCUCAAAAUGCAGAAUUUGUAAGUCCAGCUCAAAAUAAUGAUUUUUUGAAAUCAGCUCAAAAUGCAGAAUUUGGAAAUCCAGUUCAAAAUACUGCAUUUGUAAAUCCAGCUCAAAAUCCAGCUCAAAGUAAUGCGUUUGGGAGACCUGCACAAACCAAUCCAUUUGAUCCAUUUGCUAAUAUUCCGUAUCAUAGUGAUAUUUUUUCGAAGCCUGCAAGGACGAAUGUUGCUCCCGCACUACCCCCUUUAAAUAAUCCUGCGUUAGGAGCAGCAGUGAAUGAUCCAAACGUUAUGCAGAGUCAGUCUAACUCUGAUGCGGGGGAACUUAAAGCGCGACCAAUGCGUCCUCUUCGCAACGCUUAA
Helicoverpa zea (corn earworm) is the source of this 2052-nucleotide messenger RNA. RefSeq lists its product as uncharacterized. Gene Ontology annotation, biological process: proteolysis. The record is from RefSeq and is a predicted model, not a curated record. Bases 1 to 2052 code for a protein of 683 amino acids. The transcript has 9 exons. Gene Ontology annotation, molecular function: serine-type endopeptidase activity. NCBI's taxonomy places the organism in Eukaryota, Metazoa, Arthropoda, Insecta, Lepidoptera, Noctuidae.